AUGGCAUCUCCAACCACACCUAAUGAGACCUCGCCACUCCUCCAACAUCACCCCCCGCACUCCAUCCCCAGCAGUCACGAUGCCUCGCAAGACCCAAACGCUUCCAAGCCCGAUGCAGACCGGACAAGUCUCACUCUCAGAAUCGCCGCCGCCAUGUUCUCCUUCGUAGUCCUGGGCCUUUUCACAUCCACCAUCGGCGUCAUGCUGCCUCCCAUCUCUAAGCAAUAUCACCUCAGCGACCUAUUCGCCUCUUUCAUCUUCCUCGUCGGCCCUGUCGGCUAUGUCAGUGGCGCUUACUUCAACUCGGCCAUUCAUUCCACUUUUGGCCAGCGAGGCAUCGCGUUCCUUGGCCCUGUCUUGCAUCUCUUAGCCUCCGUGGCUAUCGGUGCGCAUCCGCCGUCCUUUCCGCUGGUGCUGGUGGGAUUUGCGCUCGUAGGUACGGGGAAUGGACUCGUAGAUGGAUCGUGGUGCGCGUGGGCGGGGAGCAUGGAGCGAGCGAAUCUGGCGUCCGGGCUGUUGCACGGCGCGUUUUCGGUGGGUGCGGCGACGGGCCCGUUUGUGGCGGGGAGUAUGAUGGCGAAGGAGAACGGGGAGUGGUGUGAGUGGUAUUAUGUGCUGGCCACAGCAUCUGUCCUGGAGCUCGCCGUCCUCCUCUUCGCUUUCAGGCAUGAGAAUGCGUUGAGGUACAGACAGGAGAAGCAUGCCGAAGUGACCCACAGCAAAGGUUGUACAUCAGCUAUCGUUAAGCUCCCCGCUACCUGGAUGUCCGCAGCGUACUUUCUCGCCUACGUGGGUACAGAGACCGCAAUCUCAGGCUGGCUCGUAACAUUCAUGAUGCGCUCUCGCCACACAUCCGCAUACCUAGCUAGCCUCUCAUCAUCAGGCUUAUGGGCCGGCAUGGCCGUCGGUCGGCUCACACUAGGCUACAUCACGGACCGAAUAGGUGUACGACGUGGCACAGUGAUAUACUUCCUGUGCGCUCUCCUCCUCCAAGUCUUAUUCGCCACCGUGCGAACCCCAGUUGUGUCUAUCGUAUUGAUGACUCUGCUUGGGUUCUUCAUGGGCCCUUUGUUCCCAUCCGGUAUUGUCGUCCUGACAGGACUGCUACCGGGGGAGCUGCACGUCGCAGCCGUAUCGUUUGUGGCAUCGCUUGGUCAAGUUGGAGGCGCGUUGCUGCCAUUUGCUGUUGGAGCCGUUAUUCAGGGAUUGGGGAUAGGCGUUUUUCAGUACGCUGUUAUUGUGCUGGCGGCGGUUGCACUGAUACUGUGGAUCGCUUUCGCGAGGCUACGGCCGAUAGCGAUUACUGAUACUCCUAGAGGGGAUGAUGGGGAAGCGGCCGACACCGAAGGGUGAUAGAAGCCCUUAGGUGAAAGACUCCGUUGGCGAUCGGGAAGCGGAACCGUAGACUCUCCAU
Trematosphaeria pertusa is the source of this 1414-nucleotide messenger RNA. RefSeq names its product MFS transporter. The transcript has 2 exons. NCBI's taxonomy places the organism in Eukaryota, Fungi, Ascomycota, Dothideomycetes, Pleosporales, Trematosphaeriaceae. The coding region runs from base 1 to 1353 and encodes 450 amino acids. Gene Ontology annotation, molecular function: transmembrane transporter activity. The record is from RefSeq and is a predicted model, not a curated record. Gene Ontology annotation, biological process: transmembrane transport. Gene Ontology annotation, cellular component: membrane.